CCGCCGCUGCAUCAGUCAGUACCACGUCGGCGACCGUACUGAAAGCGCGAACGUUAGCACCGAUUAUACCGUGCGUAACCGAACACGGUCACGUUCAAACACACACACGCACACAAACACACUCGAUAACGUGGCACACAAUCGUCUCGCGGUUUAGUUUUGUUUAUUUGCCUAUUUCUUUUUUUUACUCGUCGUUUUUGAUAAUAUUUUGCGCAACCGUGCGUAAGUACGACAAACAACCAAACACCCGGUUUAUGGUGGCCAUGCCCGUCACCACAAUAACAUUGUGUUGACGCGUCCGUUUGGUGUAGAGCCUGUCGUGGUGACCGAACACUCCGAGCGGUUACCACCGCGCGGAUACCGGCUGCCGCGGAUGGAGCCGCCUCGGACUACCCCGACGGCCAGGAGACCGCGGGCUAUCGUCUUGGUUUGUCUGAUCGCGGUGCUGUUGGCUCUGGCUUCGGACGCGGUGUUCGGCUUGAAGGGUGUCCGAAUUUGGAACCCUGAAGCCAUUCGAGCAGGCGAGCAGUUGCGGCUUUCUUGUGACUAUGAUCUUGAGGGGGUGCCCCUUUACUCGAUAAAAUGGUACUUUGGAGACCAGGAGUUCUACAGGUUCGUGCCCAAAGAGUCACCACCGACCAGGGUUUUUCCGCUGUCCGGUACUACGUCGGUUGACAUAUCCGAGUCGGACGACCACUCAGUCACACUGACUAACCUACCUCGGGACAUGUCAGGCCACUAUAAAUGUGAAAUUUCCGCGGACGCUCCACUGUUUCACACUCAAAUCAAAGAGUCAUACAUAACUAUAAUUGAAGAACCACAGUCGCCGCCACUUAUGUUUGCCGGUAAGCUCAAGUACAUCAAAGACGAACCGGUCAAGAUAAACUGCACUUCUUAUUCGGCGUUCCCGGCCACCAAUCUCACAUGGUUCAUAAAUGACAAAAAGGUGACAGAUAUUACGAAAAAUGCAAAGACGACGGAUUGGGUCACAGCUGAAGACGACGGGCUGCUGACCAGCCGAUCGCGACUGGAGCUUAAGAGCCACGCCGAUUACUUUCCGGGUGGCCGUAUGAUGGUCCGCUGCGAAUCCAAUCAGUUUCUGUUGUACAAAAAAUACUCAGUUAUUGAGUUGAUGGAUGACUCACCCAGACUGGCCCAGAUGAUCAGCCCCACUGCCGUGCUGAGAUCGGGUGGACCACAAGCGAGUUCAGCUGAUCGUUUCGCUACUGGAUGUGCAUUCGUAUUGGUCGCCAUUAUCGCCCAUCGAAUAGCACCGUAUCUCUUAAGAUAGCUUUACGAUUAUCAUACACAAUAGACAAACACCCCAACAUUAUUAUUAUUACGUCAUCAUGUUAUAACGGACGAUAUUCGUCGUCGUCGUAUUUGAUAAGUGUUUUACAAGAGUAAUAAUGUUAUACAUUAUGAUUGUAAUAUACAUGAAUAUAUAUUAUAUAAUAUAUAUAUUUAUAAACACGGUUGACCGGUUGUGAUGUUAUUAUGUUUGUAUCUGAGUGGAUGCCCAGAAGGGUUUGUGUCUCGGUCUUGAAUCUAUUUAACCGUGCCAAUUGAGAGUAUAUUAAUUAUUUGUUUAAAAUAUUUUCUUCUCUUUCACAGCGCGACUGAGCUACAGCAAGGCCUUGGCCGAAGCAAUAGCAUACCGUCGCAUCCCCUCCACCUCCCACCCAUUUACACCCAUUAUUGGUAAAAAAAACCAAAUACGAAAAUGACAUACAUUUAUUUUCGCCACACGAUAUACGAUAUAAACAUAAUAAUACGUGAUCACAAAAACAUUAUACUAUAUUACGAUUUAUAAAUUUAAUAUAGGAUUUAACCACGAUAUUGUAUUUUCCAAAACCAUUUAACUGUGUAACAGUUUAUAUAUAAGUAUAUAUAUAAACGAGCAAAUAAAUUAUUGAAUGUUUGUGUUUUAUUCAAGUUUUUUUUGAAA
This is a messenger RNA of Acyrthosiphon pisum (pea aphid), 1948 nucleotides long. RefSeq lists its product as uncharacterized. NCBI's taxonomy places the organism in Eukaryota, Metazoa, Arthropoda, Insecta, Hemiptera, Aphididae. The transcript has 6 exons. The record is from RefSeq and is a predicted model, not a curated record. Bases 374 to 1291 code for a protein of 305 amino acids.